AUGGCGAAAUACGAUACACCCGGCAAAGACGUCGCUGUUGGUGAGCAACUCGAGCUCGCAACCUCCUGUGACGGCGAUGCUGCCCAGGCUGCCUACGUUGCGGCGGUCGAAGCUCUGACUCCUGAUGAGCAGAAGAGGACAACCCGCCGCAUUGACGUCCGCCUGGUCUCAACGCUCGGAUUCCUCUACUGUGUCUCCCUCAUGGACAGGAACAACACUGGAAUUGCCAUGAUUGCUGGCAUGAGCACGGAUCUGGUCAUGACGGGCAGCCGAUACUCUGUCGUCGUGCUCCUGUUCUUCAUUCCCUACGUGCUUUUCCAGCCUCCGUCGACCGCCGUCCUACGGAAAGUAGGACCACGCCUUUUUCUGUCACUUACAACGCUGGUUUGGGGUUUGGCAACCAUCGCGAGUGGGUUCGUCAGGAACUGGAGCGAGCUCAUCCCCCUCCGGCUCAUCCUUGGGGCUUGCGAGGCUGGAUUCUUCCCAGGUUGCGCAUACCUGCUCAGUUGUUGGUAUCCCAGAUACGACCUCCAGAAAAGAAACGCCGUGUUCUACCUCAUCGGAACAACCAUGUCUGCGUUCUCAGGCGUCCUGGCUCUCGGCUUCUCGCAGCUGGACGGCCAUGGCGCCGGUCCUUCCUGGUGGGGCCGAGUCGUGGUCGAUAAAGAGACCGACGCCAUAACUGUACAAAGCGGAAUAUCGGGGUGGAGGUGGAUCUUCAUCCUGCAGGGAGUGCUCACCUGUGUUGUGGCUGGCUUCGCCUACCUCACCGUCUUGGGCUUCCCCGACGCUGUGAGCCAUGUUUUGGGCCUCAAGUUGACUAAGAGAGAGGCCGACUUUAUCGUGGCAAGAAUCGAACUGGACAGAGGGGACGCCACUGCUGAACGCUUUUCUCUCCGCGAGUAUAUGGCAAAUGCUUACGACCUCAAGAUCUGGGGCUUCGCCGCACUCUUUGGUCUCACUACCGUCAAUACAUACGCUAUUGCUUACUUUCUUCCAUUGAUCUUGAAAGAUGGUCUGGGAUUCAGUGUCGCCGUGUCUCAGUGCCUCAUUGCGCCUCCGUACAUCGCUGCAGGAGUUGCCAUGUAUACUAUGGCAUACCUGAGCGACAAGUAUCGGAUUCGUUCUCCGUUUAUCGUAUUCAACGGCUGCCUGCUCCUCGUUGGGCUGCCACUGCUCGGCUUCGCUACCAACGUGGGCGCACGAUACUUUGGAGCUUUCGUCACCACCACGGCUUGCAACGCCAAUGUCCCCUGCAUCCUGACCUGGCAAGCUAAUAAUAUUCGCGGCCAAUGGAAGAGAGCUCUCUGUUCGGCUACCCUGGUUGGGACGGGGGGCAUUGGAGGUAUUAUUGGUAGCACCGUGUUCCGCAGCCAGGACGCGCCUGGGUAUCGGCCAGGAAUCUACGCUGCAAUGAUUGCCAGUAGCUUGAUUAUUCUCAUCACCCUAGCGCUGGAUGUCAAGUUUUUCAGAGCGAACAAGCGCGCUGCGGCUGGUGGGAAGAUUAUCGGAGGGCUAGAGGGAUUCCGGUAUACACUUUGA
This is a messenger RNA of Clonostachys rhizophaga, 1542 nucleotides long. Lineage: Eukaryota; Fungi; Ascomycota; Sordariomycetes; Hypocreales; Bionectriaceae. The record is from the annotation of a GenBank genome assembly.